AAGAUGGCGGCGGCAGCGGUGGACAACGCGAUGGAGGUGGUACCGGCGCUGGCGGAGGAGGCUGCGCCGGACGCGGCGGGCCUCAGCUGCCUCGUCAACCUGCCCGGAGAGGUGCUGGAGUACAUCCUGUGCAGCGGCUCCCUGACGGCCGCCGACAUCGGCCGCGUCUCCAGCACCUGCCGGCGGCUGCGCGAGCUGUGCCAGAGUAGCGGGAAGGUGUGGAAGGAGCAGUUCCGGGUGAGGUGGCCUUCCCUUAUGAAACACUACAGCCCCACCGACUACGUCAAUUGGUUGGAGGAGUAUAAAGUUCGGCAAAAAGCUGGGUUAGAAGCUCGCAAGAUUGUAGCCUCUUUCUCAAAGAGGUUCUUUUCAGAGCACGUCCCUUGUAACGGUUUCAGUGACAUUGAGAACCUUGAGGGACCAGAGAUAUUUUUUGAGGAUGAACUGGUGUGUAUCCUAAAUAUGGAAGGAAGAAAAGCUUUGACCUGGAAAUAUUACGCAAAAAAAAUUCUUUACUACCUACGACAGCAGAAAAUUUUAAAUAAUCUUAAGGCUUUUCUUCAGCAGCCUGAUGACUAUGAGUCGUAUCUUGAAGGUGCUGUAUAUAUUGACCAGUACUGCAAUCCUCUCUCCGACAUCAGCCUCAAAGACAUCCAGGCCCAGAUUGACAGCAUCGUAGAACUUGUUUGCAAAACACUGAGAGGCAUAAACAGUCGACACCCCAGUUUGGCCUUCAAGGCAGGUGAAUCCUCCAUGAUAAUGGAGAUAGAACUCCAGAGCCAGGUGUUGGAUGCUAUGAACUACGUCCUUUAUGAUCAACUCAAGUUCAAAGGGAAUCGGAUGGAUUACUAUAAUGCCCUCAACUUAUAUAUGCACCAGGUUUUGAUCCGCAGAACAGGAAUCCCAAUCAGCAUGUCUCUGCUCUAUUUGACCAUUGCCCGGCAACUGGGAGUGCCCCUGGAGCCCGUCAACUUCCCAAGUCACUUCUUGUUAAGGUGGUGCCAGGGUGCAGAGGGGGCGGCCCUGGACAUCUUUGACUACAUCUACAUAGAUGCUUUUGGGAAAGGCAAGCAACUGACGGUAAAGGAAUGUGAAUACUUGAUCGGCCAGCAUGUGACUGCAGCAUUAUACGGCGUGGUCAAUGUAAAGAAAGUGUUACAACGUAUGGUGGGAAACUUGUUAAGCCUGGGAAAGCGGGAAGGCAUUGAUCAGUCAUACCAGCUCUUGAGAGACUCGUUGGAUUUGUAUCUGGCAAUGUACCCGGACCAGGUACAACUUCUCCUCCUUCAAGCCAGGCUUUACUUCCACCUGGGAAUCUGGCCAGAAAAGGUGCUUGACAUCCUACAGCACAUCCAGACCCUCGACCCCGGGCAGCACGGGGCGGUGGGCUAUCUGGUGCAGCACACCUUAGAGCACAUUGAGCGCAAAAAGGAAGAGGUGGGAGUGGAGGUUAAGCUGCGUUCCGAUGAGAAGCACAGAGACGUCUGCUACUCCAUCGGACUCAUUAUGAAGCAUAAGAGAUACGGCUAUAACUGUGUCAUCUAUGGUUGGGACCCCACCUGCAUGAUGGGACAUGAAUGGAUUCGAAACAUGAACGUCCACAGCCUGCCCCAUGGCCAUCAUCAGCCUUUCUACAAUGUUCUUGUGGAGGAUGGUUCUUGUAGAUAUGCCGCCCAAGAAAUAAUGAGUCCCACAGAGAUUAUGGGGAUGGUCUUGGCCGCGUGCCUGGUGCUGGGUCUGCAGCCUGGGCCUCUGACUGCUGUGUGGUCAACUGAAUCAGGAUGGAUUUUAAUCCUAUUACCGGAGUCCUCAGAAAGAAAAAUCCACCAGAGAGGAGCUGGCAGCCAGAAAUCAACAGAACCAGGAGGGGAGAGGACAGGCAUCACCAUGUGGCCAGAAAGCCAAGAAACACCAAGGAUUGCCGAUCAGCAGGAAGCCCACCAACCCCGGGAGGAGGCAAGUCCCCCAGCCUCUGAAAACAUGAGCCAGGACCAGAAGGUGCCAGCCAAAAACAUUCAGAGGACCUCCUGUUGACUUCUUGGUUUCUCCAGUUGGCAGCUCAGUCAUAUCUAUAUGGGUUUGUUAUUUAUCAACUGCUAAGGUUUCCUCUGUGUGGGUUCGAUCUUCCACUAUCCUUUUAUUUAUUCACUGAAAUCUUCCAAGCACCAUUUACCACUCGUUACUCCCUUCAGUUUGGUCUCACCCUCCACUCACAGCUGGGGGUGGACAUGCUGCUGCAGAACAGAAGGGUUGGUUCUGGGUCUGAGCUGUGCAGCAAUCCCAAAGGAAGCCACGUGGGAGGGGGGCAGGAAUCUCCUGGCAGACUUAUGCACACAGUAAUGGAGACAAACAGAUGGUUCUAGGGUGAAGGAGGAUGAGGGGAGAUGGGUGGACAUUUUCCAGGUAGUUUCACUGUCUAGGCAAGGUUUGGUCUGCCUGGUCACCCACUGGGUCUAGGCUGCAAACAACCCAAGGCAAACAGCAUCACCAGCCUUAAAAACUCAUUCAGCUCCUGGCAUUGGGCAACCUACCAAGAGCACCUGGAGAGCCAGGAAGGAGUGAACCGCCACCCACGAUGCCCAGGUAUCCUGCCAGCUGGCCACACAGCUCCGACUAUGCUGUCCCCUCCAAGGAAUCUGUGUUCCCAUUUGAGAAUGCAAGCAAGGGAGGGUGGUAAUUUUCCAUUUUCCUUCACUGGGUGACUCAGAAGAAAGCAAAAUAUGUUCCCAGCUUGUUAUACUAGUUUGCUCAUUUCUCUCACUGAGCUGCACAGAUUGAAGGCUUGGAGAGACUUGUCUCCCCUCCCUCCAUCUCUUGGUCGUCCCACCUCUUGUUGCCUAUAAAUGCCACCUCCCUGCCUUUGUUUUAUUUUAAAUUAAGGUGCUAACACCCCUUGGCAAGCCUGUGAUGUGUGCGGUUAGGACGCUUGUAUGUGGGGUGUUUGGUGUUGCAUUGCUGCCCCUCUGGAAUGGCCAGGGAUCAACGGGGAAUACAGAAGGCUGGGAAGAGUCAUGUCAAGAAAGGCCAUGUCUUCCGAAAUAACUGUCUUCGAAAUGUCACUGGUAGACCAAACCUGGACUUCCUCAGCUCCAAUUCUUUGAGGAGAAGUUUUGUGGUGAAAACCUACAUACUAGGGAACCAGGGGCCUGAGGAGCCCCAGCUGGGGAGAACCAGCUCUCUCCUCAUGUCAGUCUUUGAGAAACCCAAUUCGUGUCCCCUCCACGAUGUAGAUCCAAGAACCAGCUGAACAAGAUUCAGCAAGAUAGAUGCAAGUGAGAUGACAGAACGUUCUAACUCAACAAAAGUCAAUGAAGAAAACUCAAAUGACCCUUUUCUGAGUGAGCUAGAGUGGGUGCUGGAACCUGCCAGGCCCACCUCCUCAGCAGAGUGACACAGCCACACCCCAAGAAUGGGAGUCCCUAAUAUAACAGCCCACAUUUGAGAAACUGCCAGGCCUUCUUCAAGGGGACUCUCCUGGAUGACAAGCUGGUUGAGUUCACACCGUGUUCUCUGUGGCCAACACCAGGCACUGUUUUCUUGACUGCUCCCAACAGCCUGUGGACGGCUGUGAUUACCCCCACCCCCCGAGGGGGCUCAGUGCUCUGGGCCAGGCCAACCCCUCCAUCUACACUUGCCUUCAGCAGGCGUGAAUCCUGCUUCUCUACAAGCCACAACUGGGGAAAGAGCAGCAAGACAGGCAGCCCUUACGGAGGAGCACAAACCUGAGGCCCAGGUGGUUUUAGUAAGGCCGCUUGGAGUAAUGUGUACGUAUUGGAACUUAAGCCAACUUUUGAUAAUUUUAAUAAGAUGGAAAAAGAUAACAAGAGCCCUUGGCGUCAGCAGCUUUUGAGCCUCUGCCCCGUGUCGAGUUCCAUGCUGCGUGCGUGGAGGAUAUGAGGGCAGCUAGGCAGGUAGCCGUGUUGGGCACAUAAUAAUCACAUCAUGUCACAUCUCUCAUGUCCUGCGAGCCCCAACUCGGUGCCAGUUGCUGCAAUCCAGCAUCUCUAAUGCUUACAGCAACCCAGAAAGGUAAGUGCUGUUAUCCCCCUGUUAGAGACGGGGAAAUGGGGGCCCAGAGAGAGGCAGUAAGCAGCUAGAGUCCCGUGGCUAAUGACCAUAACCCCCAACCUCUAUGGGUGUCCGACCCGUGGUGUCGGCAUCACGUGGGAAUUUGUUGGAAAUGCAGAUUCUUGGGGCUCAUCCUAAACCCCUUGAAUCAGGAAGUCCGGGCUAGAGCCCAGCAAUCUGCAUUUUUAACCACCUUCAGGUUUGGGAAGGACUGGCCGGUGACGUGUUUCAUGUAAAACUGAAGACUGAAAAUACUCAAUUGUCAAUGUGGGUUUGGGGUGUCCUUAAAAGGCUUUUGUAAAAGAAAGAGAAGCUUGUUCAGGGGCUGUUUAUUUGUUUAAUUAAUACUCUUUAUUACAAAACUGAAUUGAAUUGAAACACCUUUCCUUCCUUAUGAUUAUAUGUUCAAUUAUGAAUCUCACUAUUUUGCUUAUAAAUUGACUCUAUUUUGCUACCAAUUUAAAGAGGUUUUCUACAACUUGAUUAAAUUUCCUUGAAGAUUUUAAGUGCACUAAAGAAUUUAAUAUAUUUGAUUUUCUUUCCAAGCACUUUAUGAAACCACCCUAAGUGCUUCAUUAAUUGUUAGAACUUUUAAAGAUGGAAAAUCUGAAGUUUUCUAAGAGGGUAGAAUGCUGUUUACAAACAGUAAAUUUCUCUUAUAACUUGCAUCUUAAAAUCUGGCAAUCAUUGAUUGCUGAUUCAUUUAAACUUGGAAUGGCAAAGCCUUUCUUUUAGAUGAUGCCAAAUUCUCUUAAACAUUUCAAACACUUAAAAUACCAAAUAUAAUAGAUUACUUCCCAAUAUAACAAGGGACCACAAAAAUAAACUAAAUGAACCGUGGCUGUGCUCUCCCUCAUCAUUUCUACACUUAAUGCCCACUCUUCUGAGCCUUAGGAUCCUGCCUAGGGGGAAGACAUUGCCGCCUGCACAGCUGACUUCCCACCGAGUACAGAGUGCACCGCAUUGCUGUGUGGCCACGAAGGAGGAAUUGAGUGUUCCGGGGACCUCAGCUGAACCUAAUUAUCGUCUCUGUGCUGGUGGAGAUUCCAGAGGGCUGAGCGGUGCUGUCUUCCCGACUCCUUCCUGGGGCCAGCAAGUGGUCUCCAGGACCCCAGAGCCACUGGCCCUGCCACGAAUCCAGCCAAGUGCGGUGUUCAGUUGCAAAUGGGGAAAGAUGUGGAGACCACCUGAAUGAAGUCGCCAGCUGGUGCUUCGCCACACAAACAGCGGCAGCAGCUUGGGGGAACGUGGGGUUUCGCCCAGUUUAGCAACAGCUGCACGUGGAGACGCGCCCCUUCCUCCUGCGGGGGCGCUACCGAGCAGGAAAGCGGCGGAGCUGAUCCCCGGCGCGCGGCUCUACCUUGAGGAGCGCGGGGUUCUGGUCCAUCACGUCUCCCUUCCUCCCCCCACCUCGCUCUUGCUGAACACUGGCCACGUGAUUCGGCCUACGUGAUUCUGAAAAUCUAGUAGGAGCUUAACAGCUCAUCUUAAAAGUCAUCACACCUGCCUGUCAGAGAGCCCAAAGUGUUUACCUGCAUGCUGAGUCUUCAGGAAAGAACAAAGGGAGAUUAAUCCUAACGCCAGAGCACAGGAGCAACUUGCCCCAAGUCAUGCGGACAGGAGCUGCCGAUUCCUAGUGCUUCCUUUCAACCCAGGGUCCUCAAGGGUCCCCGAGGAGAGCAGCUCCGGACGCCUCUGGGAGGGAGGGGGGCUGCAACUCCCGUGAAGCCCAGGGGCAGCCCCCCGAGUGGAGUGAGGCGAGGAGAACCGACCGCAGCCCUGGAGAAGCAAUUAAGCCCUUGCUGCCCCUGAGCCCUUCCUGGGGGGCGCUGGCACCAACAGCAUCAAGGUUUGCUAUAUGGGGGUCGGUGAGCCACAUCUGGGGGCACAGCUGCCAAGCGGCUGACCUUAGCCCAAGGUCCCACAACCCAGCGCAGCACCCACGACUCAGGCUGGUAGGGAACUCACGCCUUCGGUUUGGUUAGAUGUGUGUCUCCACCCUUAAAAACACCAACACCCGGCCCCGAUCCCCAGAGAUUCUGAUUCCGUGGGUCUGAGGGUGCAGCCCGGCCCAGGCAGGCUUUACCCACAGCACCCCAAGAAGGUCCGAUUUGCAGCUGGGGGAGAGACAGUAGCUCUCAAACCCGACGGCAUGUUGAAAUCACCUGGGGGAUUAGAAUAAAAUCCAGGUGCCCCGACCCCUCCCACCCUCCACCUCUGCAGGGUCCCUUCGGGGCUGUGUGCAUGUCGCCUAGGCUUUGCAGCCGGCCACCCCCGAGACCCAGCCUGAAGAGAAAGAAGAUGCGUUUCCUGUUUUUAAGGCUGUGGAGUUCAAAGGCCAGGAGCCUGUUGGGACAGGCGUCUUCCUCAGGGCUCCCAUUGGCCAUGAUGACUUCUUCCUAUGCUUGUGAGACUGGAGAGGUGUCCCGGGUGAAAACAAGCCCCUGAGCUUCUCUGACUCCCAGACCAACAAAGUUGAGCUCCACGAACUGACCUAUUUUUAAUUCCUGACUUCAAAGCAGGCCCUUUGUCCAUAAGACUAACCUGUGUAAGCAAUGGGCAUCCACGGUUGUAUUUAGGAUCAUAAAAAGAACCUCAUGUCUACGCCGGCCACAUGGAAUGGAAGGGGGAGGAUUGAGUAGUUUCUGUGUCUCUGUUCCUAAAUUGUUCGUUAUCUCCAAGUGACUUUUUUUUUUUUCCCAACCGAUAAUCUUAAAUAAAUUACUUUCAGAAGACUAAGUAUUAUUUUUAAAUAUAUUUUUAAACCCUUAAAAAAUGCUGACACCAGAGUCCUCCCCAGAUACCCUGGGAGGCUGUUCUAAUUGGUCUGGGGUAUGGGUUGUACACCUGAAGUUUUAAACAGUGCCCAGGCUCUAACAAGUGGCGAAGUUUGAGAAUUGCUGUUCCAGAUCAUUCCACACCUGGACUCCCAGCCCCCCAACAAACAGGGCUGCUUCUUAUUUCUCAAGUCCUGCAGAGAAGACACUUUAGCCUCAUGUUGCUGCCGCUAAUCUUGAAGAAAUUCUUGAAGAAUUACUGUUCUCCGUUACUUCUGAACACCAAAGAAGGAAUCCAAGAAAUGGGCCCUCUGAUUCCCUCCAACGGUAGACAAACCCUCCGCGUGUGUGGCUUGAAGGCUGGCCGGUCCCAGCUUGCUGUGCAGAUGGACACAAGGAGGUGGGAACUUUGCUGUAAUGCACCCCCAGCCUCACCCCUGCUCUCCCAGAGGUUCUGGCUGACCAGCCCCCACCUGCACACGAUGGGACCUGAGCCUGCAAGUUCUCUCCAGGUGUUUGAGGGCAGCUCCAGGGGCAGCUCACCUGUGCCCUUACAUUCUGCCUGGGUCUCCCUGGUGCCUGGGAUUCCUGGUAGAGAUGUCUCUCCAUUGGACGCCCCUGCUGCUGGGCCCUCCCCACACGCGCUCUGCUGUCCCUGCUGACCAUGCAAGCCCACAGGUACCCCUGGUGCUGAGCUCACCCGUCUGCACCCCUCUCCCCACCCGGGGCUUGGACUGGGUCCCUGGGCACAAGCUAAGUUGCGGUCACUUGAUUGUCCUUCCAUCUCCUGCAGCAGACCCCCGAGCGCUUCUCUGCAGAUCCUCUCUCCCCUGUGCACAUCCCCUUUUGCAGGGAGACUCUGUGUGGCCACUGCCCACCACCCAAUCCCCAUUGAGACAUGGCCAGGAUCAGCAGCUGUCCUGGGAGCAAGAGUCCCUGAGCGAGCCAGACGACCAGACGCUUGCGGUGUGCCGGCCUUGGGAAGCACAUCAUGGAAGAGCUCUUGUACCCAUUUUGCAGAUGGAAACCAAGGAUUCCAGGGGUAAGUUCCCUUGCCUUAGGCCAGAUGCAGGAUCUGAACCCUGAUCUACUGGAUUGCAGCCCACCCUCUUCAAUGUGAGUGUCUAUAAAAGUCACCCCAGAAAUGCCGUGCCAGUAAAUCCCAGGAACCUGCAUAUUUAUGCAAAAACGCAGGAGAACCUGAUGGCCAGAGACCACCACCACCACCACCAUGCACACCCUGUUCUGAGUUCUCUGUUCCAGGCCAACCAGCCACGUCCUUAGUGUGUGACCUCUCUGAGCUUCUGUCUGCUCGGUGACAACGACAGUGGACUGUGCAGUCUGGAUUUCUCCAGCUAGGCUCCUGCCUGGUGGAGGGAGGGCUCCCACUCUCCAGGUUUAUCCCCCUCUACCACUGCCAGCCCCUCCUCCAGGUCAAGAAAAUUAACCCUGUCCAGGAUCUCCACCUGUCUCCAUGCAGUCUGGGACCCAGAAGCCCCCAAGACCUCUCCCCCCUCCACUACGCAGCCUGGAGUCUCUGGCAGAGGAAGCAGUGGCGCAGGCUCCGCUUCCCUUCGUUGCCCCCGGCAGCGAGCCCCAGGAGAGUCUGCAGAGACAGCUGCGAGUGGACAGCAGGAAGGAGCGAGCUGGCCCCCUCAGCAGAAGCAGGUCUGGAGUUUGCUGAGUCAGCGCGGUGGCGGGGCUGGGGGUGGCUCCCAGGUGCCCCCUUUCCCUCCGCUGCCACUGCCUGCCCGGGCUGGCCGAUGGGAGGUGCCUGCUCGCUGCCUCCCUUCCAAGUAAGCCCCAAAUUACCAACGACGCCUACUCUGAAUCCCAACUUGUACUUACAACUCCUCCCAGGCACUCCACUAGGCUCUUACUUGUACUGCAGUCGUCCCAGGAGGGAGGACACGACAGGGAAGGUGCGGAGAUGACCGUAGUGGACGGCAUCCGGCCAACAGGAUAUCCCGGGCGGGCCCGCGCUGUUCGCAGCCAGUGGCACCAUCUCUGGAGGCCACAGAGUCAGUGUUUGACCCCAGCCCCAGUGAACAUCGCAGCCUGAUCACUUACUAGCGCUAGGGUGAGGGCAGGCCUGGAGGCUGGACAGCCGGGGGGAUGGUCUGUCAUUGUGGACAAUGUGCCAGAGCCUGGAUUUUUCUCAUAGUCGCAGAGGAGGCCUGCUGGGAAGGAGUCUCCCCCUGCACCUGCAGGUGGGGUCUGGAUGGGCAGGUGGGGACGGUGAGGCCAGGGGAAGCCAACUUCAUGGUGCAAAGGGGCUUUCAACUCCUCCUGCACAGUCCUAGACCCCAGCCUGCUGCACGUUUCAUGUAAGGAUUCAGGGGAGUCCCUGAAGGGAUCUCAUGUUGGCCAGUCAGUCCCCUGUUCUCUGUUCCAGAAGUUUGGGGUAGCACAGGUGUCUUCAGGUGUGGUCCUUAGACCACCAGCCUCAGACUUCUGGACCAUCUUUUACCCAGGAAAUCCUGAGGCACAAAACCAUCUGAAAAUGGGUGGGCCAAGAGCUUUCCACGUGGCAUCAGUCCUCCAAGCCUCGGUUCCUCGUGCUUACGAUGGCGUGAGAAGACUGGCAUCCCGGCCUGGGGGCUGAGGAGUCACACGAUAAUAUAACAAAGUGUUUGGCACUCAGUAAAGGGCAACUCAGUAGCACAACUAAAUGGAGGUAAACUGAUUCAGCAAAUGGAAGAAGUGGCUCUUCCAUUUUCUUCCUUUUUUGCCAGCCAGGUACCCUUCGAUGGAGAUGAGCAUCUGCAAGAGGUAUCACUGGUUUGUGAGACAGGAGUCUGGCCCCCCAGGGUCGGUCGUGGCCUUACUGUGUGAAGGUGGGCCUCGGUUUCCACACAUACAACGUGGAAAUGAGAAAUGGCUUAGCCGUCUAUUUUCUGGCUGUGAGGGUUGGAUGGGGUCGUUUAAGGAAAGCCACGCAGGGACUGGCAUGCAGUAGGCCCUCACUAUUAACUAGUUCCUCACGCUCACUCCCGCAGCCCCUGGCUUUGCAGGUAGCAAUAUGUAUAGAAGGGAAAGCAAUACCCCUGUUGCUGCAUCUCUGUUUCUCAAAAUGCAGUCUUCAAAGGACCAUCUAGAGAAAUGAAAACCUAUAUCCACACCAAUGUUUGUUUCACCUCUUUCCUUCUAGACCACAUGAUCCCCGAUAUCAGGGACCCUCUUGUUGACUGAGGUGUCCAAACUCUUGGCACUCAGUAGUGAGUGAAUGAAUGAAUGAACAUUUGAAUAAAAAUAACACUCUACUGUGCAGGGGUGUUGCUGGAGCCAGUUAGUACUGACUUGCAAAUGCAAAUUGUGUUAAAUAUUCAGGAAUUUUGCAAGUCCAUUGUUAAACUUCUGGUAACUUGAAAUUGGCCAUGGAUAUUUACACCAGGGAAAUUGGCAAAUGCUACAAAUCAGGGCUUUUUUGGGGGUCCUUUUCAGAGCGUGGUUUACCAGCACACUACUUACUAUGCCAGGCACUGUUUCAAGCACUUUACAGAUAUGAAUCCAUAUCCAUCCCUCACAACCACCCUAUUAUCACUAUACAUAAUAAUA
This is a messenger RNA of Choloepus didactylus (southern two-toed sloth), 10403 nucleotides long. RefSeq names its product F-box protein 21 (gene FBXO21). Gene Ontology annotation, molecular function: protein binding; DNA binding. Lineage: Eukaryota; Metazoa; Chordata; Mammalia; Pilosa; Megalonychidae. The record is from RefSeq and is a predicted model, not a curated record. The coding region runs from base 4 to 2034 and encodes 676 amino acids. The transcript has 19 exons.